Messenger RNA from Malaclemys terrapin pileata, 5175 nucleotides. It is a transcript of the gene PSTPIP2, whose product is annotated as proline-serine-threonine phosphatase interacting protein 2. Gene Ontology annotation, biological process: actin filament polymerization. Bases 52 to 1059 code for a protein of 335 amino acids. The transcript has 15 exons. Lineage: Eukaryota; Metazoa; Chordata; Testudines; Emydidae. Gene Ontology annotation, molecular function: actin filament binding. Gene Ontology annotation, cellular component: cytoplasm; plasma membrane; actin filament. The record is from RefSeq and is a predicted model, not a curated record.
CUCUGUGCAGCCUGGGGCGCUGGGGGACUCUGCUGCAGCUCUUCCUGCACCAUGAAGGAGACUCUGUUCAAGGGGAACUUCUGGAGUACCGAUUUAACGAGCACAGUUGGCUACGACAGCAUCAUUCAACAUCUGAAUGAUGGCAGGAAGAACUGCAAGGAAUUUGAAGACUUUCUGAAGGAAAGGGCAACUAUAGAAGAAAAAUAUGGCAAAGAGCUCAUUAACCUGACAAAGAAGAAGCCCUGUGGGCAGACAGAAUUGAACACCCUGAAGAGAGCUCUUGAAGUUUUUAAGCAACAGGUAGAUGGCGUAGGGCAGAGUCACAUUCAGCUGGCCCAGACCCUUCGGGAAGAGGCAAGGAAGAUGGAGGACUUCAGGGAAAAGCAAAAACGUCAUCAGAAAAAGCUGGAGCUUGUGAUGGAUGCUAUUCAUAAAAAUAGGAAUUUGCAGUACAAGAAAACAGUGGAGGCAAAGAGGCUGUAUGAGCAGCGAUGCAGGGAUAAAGAUGAAGCGGAACAGGCCGUGCACCGCAAUGCAAACCUUGUAACACAAAAGCAACAAGAAAAGCUGUUUGUAAAGUUGGCUCAGAGCAAGUCAGCUCUGGAAGAUUCUGACAGGCAAUAUCAGCUGAAUGUUGGUGCGCUUGAGAAGAUCAGGGAAGAAUGGCAGAAUGAACACACCAAAGCCUGCGAGUUCCUUGAGAGCCAGGAGUACGAACGGAUAAACUACUUCCGCAAUGCGCUGUGGCUACACCUUAACCAGCUCUCUCAGGAGUGCGUCCAGAGUGAUGAGAGAUACGAAGAAACCCGGCGGAGUCUAGAAAUGUGCAGCAUCGAGAAGGAUAUCGAAUUUUUUGUCAAUUUCCGUAAAACUGGAAGUAUGCCCCCAGCUCCUGUGAUCUAUGAAAAUUACUAUAACACACAAAGAAAUACAACUUCAACAAGAAAUCAGGCCCCAGCACCUGGGAUAGGGAGGAGAGGACCAUUACCAAUCCCUGUGAGUGGGCCAGGUGACCCUGAUUACGCUACGAUUGAUGGUUACAGUUUAAUACAUCACUAGCCUGAGCUGGUCUCAAAGCUGCUUGCCCAGUAGUGCCACUGAGUGCAAAAAUUAGUCGUCUGAUCCACCCAUCCGAGACCGUGUAUUCAGUUGCAAUUCCAGCAUCGGGCCCAGUGAUACAGCAUGGAACUGUUUCUUCUUUUAAAAAAUAUUUUGAAACUUUAGGGUAAUUAUUUUGUAUGUUUUGAGGAUCCACACAAGGUCCAACAAGGUCCCUCUUCCUUCACGGCGACAAACUACACAGGCUGAUGUCCUAUUUUCAGGGUCAGAAAGGAGGACGUUGAAUCUCUGAAUAAUAUUCGCUGAUCCAAUGGAAUCUUCCCUAUCAAUAAGAGAGGCUUGUGUUCUGGUGUUGGUGGCAGUUCUUUGUGAUGUGCAAACCUCAACAUCUGUGUGGAAGACUCUAAAGGAUUUAAAAAAAAAAAAAAAAAGAAUCUCUGCUCACCAUGACGACUGAGAAUUCACAUGUGCCACCGUCGUGCUGCCAAUGGGAAUCAUGUGCAGUGCUUUGGGCAUGCCGGGGCGUGUGCAUAGUACACAGGUCACAGUAAGGUUUGGGUCUGGUACGCUUGAUUUUCACCAGGGUGAUUAAGAUCAUAGCCUAGCCCUAAUUGUGGGAGUGCUCAUUAGACUGCUUACUCAUGGCAACGCUGAGAGUUAGAACUUGAGAGGUAUUUAUAUGGCUGUACUGUGCAUUUGCUCCAGGCUACGCAGUGACGUUGGAAGAAGUUGAUUCAUAUCCUGUCUCUAUCUAUCAUGCUUCAGGAGCCUGUUUGGAUGACAUGAAUGGUCCAUUGACUUCAAUAUGGGUUCUGAUGAGAGGAAGGUGAACAAGUUAUGGCCCUUCAGUAGUUACCUACCUCCCUUCCCGGGUUCUACUGUGUCAUAGCAGUACAAUAUAAAACCAUCCUUGCAGGUCCAGGCCGCUGCCCCCUCCAUUCUUCUUGAAUAACUGGAGGACAUGAGCUGGCCCCCCGGAGAGGUACAUCCAAAGGCAGGGCUUGCCGCUGUUCAACUACCCACCACUUAGCCUGCCCUCGACAGAUUCUGCAAACUCCAAUCAGGCUAAUCUCUGUGAGCAGCUGGACUCUUGGGUGCAUUUUUUUGACCAGCACCCAGAGUCAGAACCUCCUGAGGUUUUGCCCAUUGGAGGACAGUGUCAGCUGCUUCUUCUAUCUUUUGUGUUCCACUGUCCAAUACGCUUGAAAAUAAAAGAAAUAAUAUUUUCUUAUUGCCUUUUCCUGUCUCCAUUUAGCAAACCUUUCCCCAUGCCCCCCAUUUCUUGGGGUCUGAUCCUGCUCCCAUUGAAGUCAAUGGCAGAAUUUCCAUUUGUUAUCAAUGUUGUGGGAUCUGGCUCUUUCGUUUCUAAUAAAGCACAAACUAACUCGGUUACUGUUGUUGGCCUCACUGCAAAGCUCAUUUCCUGACCAGAACUUCCCCAGCCUUCAUGUCCAUGUCCAUCUCCAUUGGCUGUUACCUGUCAGGUGCACAGACACUGAUGAAGUCUGCCCAUAUGUGUGUAGCUCUUGAUGCGAGCGUGUGCAGGUUUUAAUUUCUUGCUGUAGAGGAACAGGGAUGAUUCUGCAUCAAAUUGUGUCUGAGCUAUGUGUGAUUUUGUACAAACCUAGGGAAUGUCGCUUUGUUUCCUUGUGUGGGAAAGACCCCAAUGUGAUAAGUGAGAUUUGAAUUCUGCCCUGCUACAUUUUAAUGAUCUGUAGGAAAUGCACAAUUAGAGGAAUACGUUGUCUUAUAAAAAAAAAAACUUUAAAUAUCCUGAUAUAAUUUUAUAUUGUAGAUUAUUUUUAAUCUCAAUCUCUCUCUAUCUAUAUUUAUUUCAGAUUUGAGGCUUGCAUACUGAACAUGUAAUUAUAUAUGCUCUAAAAUAAACUUCAAGCUGGGGGGUGAAUUUGCUCCUCUGUCCUGCAUGUAAAGGCCUGGACAGACGGGUUAUAACCACAAGUACAAUGUGCAGGCAGGAGGCAUUGAAGAUUACAGAGCUCUGCUACUGCACCUGUUUUCCUGAUCUAACCUCUCUCUGCUCUGCCAGUCCCACUCCUCCCUUUGGAUCUUGGUCCUACACUACAGCCCACUACUCUUUCAAAUCUCACCCCCCCCCAAGAGUUAUAAAUUAAUGGAGAUAUCCCAUCUCCUAGAACUGGAAGGGACCUUGAAAGGUCAUCAAGUCCAGCCCCCUGCCUUCACUAGCAGGACUAAGUACUGAUUUUGCCCCAGAUCCCUAAGUGGCCCCCUCAAGGAUUGAGCUCACAACCCUGGAUUUAGCAGGCCAAUGCUCAAACCACUGAGCUAUCCCUCCCCCCCUAUCAAUGUUUCCCAACCCAAUCGAUCUGAAGUAUUAAUUGAGCGCUGGUCAUUGUAGCAUGUAAGUGCUGGUCUGUGUUCCUCUUCUGCUGGGCCUUUGAUGCAAACUUGCCAAUGCAGCACAACCCUCUAUGCUAUUCCAGUCCUGGGUCUCCAAAACCAUUCGGCCAGUGCACCUCAAUGCUCACCUUGAGCUUGUUGGGGUAUAGACUUCUGCUUUCCUCCCGUUCUGGAAUGCGAAGCCACUAGCACAUAUACUGUGUCUAUUCCAGUGCAAGACCACCUACAGAUGUAUGGAACUUCAGUGACUGGCUCUCCAUAUAUGAUGGCCCAUUGGGCAGACUCUGUUUUUUCUCUUGCCUCCGUUUGGGGAGGGAGUGGGGGUGGGAAACUGAUACCACAGGUUCCUGUAAAUGCAAGUGAAGCCCUGACUUUAAUGUGGUUGAAAAUGAUGAUAUAACACUCAUUGAAUUUAAACAGCGGUUCUCCCUCUUUUCCAUCCUAGGCCCCCUUCCCAUCUAGCUGAAAUCUCCAUUUAGCAACAUGGGAAGGAUGGGGUGAUGGUGAUCCCAACAUUUGUUUGUGACAGUCCCUAUCCCUGUUCUAGUAGUUGCAGCUCCCAAGAUGAGAACCCCUUAUUUAAAAGAAGCCAGAAGCUGAUCAAGCCUGGAUUUCAUUUGUAAAUCCAGACCACAGAGCAUUAAAAGAACAAACAGGUAAAGUGCAGAUGAGAAAAUAUAUCAUUUAUCAUUGUAUUGUUACAAAUGCACACCAGAAUAGAUGAUACCACCUAGCACUUAUGUAGUGCUUUUUCAUCAUUUGUUCUCAAAGUUCUUAACUAAGGAGAUCAGUAUAAUUAUUCCCAUAACAACUUGAUCAGUCACCUAGCAGGUCAGUGGUACAGACAGGACUAGAAUCUAGGUCUCCUGAGUUCUAGUCCUGCAUUCUCUCCACUAGGCCACACAGUCCAGCAUGAGAGAGAAUUGGUAGUAGUGACCAAAUGUUACUUCCAUCUGAAAGAUGUAGAAAGAGAAUUGACCCCAGAUCUACAGCUAGGGCCUUUCAUUAGAGAUUACUGGGAUGGCAGAAUAGUAAGGUCAGGAGCAUAGUCUAAGAACUAGUACUCAGAAGCAUAUUGUACAAGAAGCUCCUUUUCUCUGCUGGGAUUUCCAGGUUGACUCAGGGCAGUAGAUGGUCUUCGUUUGUUUCUUGCCUCCAAAAACUGCAGCUCAAUAACUUUCAAAGUGGUGCACUGCGUUUUAGGCACAUAACUCACCAUAACUUUAAUGGAAGUCAUGCAGCUAAACCCACGUGCAUCACUUGAAAAAUGGAGGGGUUAAAAUGCAGCCCCAUAUUAGUUGCCCAGGAGUGACGCUCCUAUCUCAGUUCUGAACGUAGGGAGAGCGAUUAUUUACUUAUUUAGUUGACAGCAGGACUCCAAUAAAGAAGUGCUUUUCAAAAGGAUCUUUUGAGUUCAGAGUGUAGUUAAUCACAGGGCAAUGUCAUGCACAUUUGAAAUGUGGAUCGCUUCACUUGUAUUUGCUCUCUGAUUUAAAGAAGCCAGUCCUGAAAGCAAAAGCAAAAAGUACGAGUAUUCUGCCCAGCCAAUCUUAAAGAGAAAGAAAGCAAGCUGCCACCAAAAAUCAAGGUUCUUCUCUGAGUUGUCUUAGAGAGUGUCUAAAAUCACUUCAAAAUUACUAGGUCAGUACUCCCUAGGUAAAAGAGGAAGGUGUGAAACCACUAGCAAUGCAAUAUUGAGUUCAAAAAGAACAGGAGUACUUGUGGCACCUUAGAGAC